AGUCUGGUGACGUAGCGGCGUCGGUGGCUAGCGUUUCUCAGCGUGAGGCAGACCUACAGGACUCUGUACUCCCCACCAGAAGAGCCUGAACGGAGAAGUUUGUACCAUUUAAGCCUUAAAGCCAUGGCCCAGAUGAGACUUGUUCCUCAGUCUUACAGCGACUGACAAGUGGCGCCCGAACAGGGACCUGAGUAUGUGGGCUGUUGAGAGGGACCCCGGAAAUAUUUCGCGCACAUAUACAGGGGACCCUAAGGAUCCUCGUUGGAUACCUGAGCGCCUCGUGAGAGUCUAUGGAUCCGGACCAGAUGGUGAAUUCCCUCCCCUGCAAUAUGGAUCCAGACCGGAUGGUGAACUCUCUCCCCCGCCAUAUGAAGAGAACGCGGCUCAACGACACUCCCAAUCCUCCCGAGAAACCAGCUCUCCAAGCUCGUCAGUGUCGUCUCUCCUGCACCACGUGGAUGGCCAACCCUCCAACAUGGGGCCAAUUGAAACGACUGACCCAGAAGGCGGAGGAGAUGUUGAUGCAGCAGCAAGUGACUAAGUCCCCACAAACGUUGUUUGUGGCUAUGUUGGCUAUUAUCUCUUGUCAGGUAGUUUUGGGUAAUACUGAUGCUUAUUGGGCAUAUGUCCCUGAUCCUCCAUUACUUCGCCCUGUAGAAUGAAAUGAUCCCUCAAUUCCUGUUUAUGUUAACGAUACUUCCCUUUUUGGCUAUCCAAGCAGUGAUUUUAUUACCCCUCUCACUGUAACUCGUUUUUCAUAUACUGCCUUUUCUUUGCGUGCCCCUAUCUGUUUUUCCAUUCCUGCGUUUUGGUGUAACCAACACGAAUGAUACCGGCAUGGAUGUCUUUCGGUAGGACCCAGGCCUUCUUAUACAUAUCAGUUCCAGUAUCGGGAUGAAACGUGGUCUCGCAGGAAUGGAUUUUGAAUAUUAUGAGGCUCUCCACUCCUUAUUUUGAGGCUACAGAGGAUCCUCCUAAGGACUUGCCUCCCUGCACUCAACAAUAUUGUCCCCCUUUUCUAACCCCUCAGAACCUUUAUGGUCAUAUCCUCCGUGGCAUCGAUGCCGAUAUUCUACACCAGUGUGGCAUCGAAUUAAUUCCUCAUACUACUGAAGCUGUUUUGGACUGGUCUUUUCCUCAACCUUUUGCUGAACUUCUUAUUAAUAAGAUUGAAUCUCCAGGGGGAUGGGUGGAGGGUGUCCUCUCCACCAAUUUAGGAAAUGUACAAAAUAAUAUUUGGAAGUUGAUGGCUGCUGUGGGGCCUGUUGUCCUUUCACAUCAACAACAUCCUGUUAGGAACUUAACCGCUUUUGUUAUGGCUUGUGUUCCAUCACCCUAUGCUAUUCUUACUGACUCUGUCUACGUUUUUCAAAAAGAAGGGUUUUAUGACAUAUGUUGUGAUAAUUGUAAUUUGACAAAUUGUAUAACCACAGGGGAAACAAACCGGGGAUUUCUUCUUGUUCAUCAGCCUCCCUUUGUUAUGCUCCCUGUAAAUGUUACAGGCCCUUGGUAUUCUAAUUCAGGUUUGCAGGUCAUGCAUGAACUUUCCCUUCUUUUACAACGGCCUAAGCGAUUUUGGGGGCUACUUAUAGUUGGAAUUACAGUGCUCGUUGCAGUCAUUGCUUCUGUAGCUGCUUCCGCUACUGUGCUGACUCAAAGUAUUCACACUGCCACAUUUGUGAAUAAUUUAGCUGCUAAUGUCUCUAAUGCUUUGGGAACUCAAGAAACUAUUGAUAGAAAAUUAGAAAGUCAUGUUAAUGCAUUGGAAGAAGUUGUUCUUAUUCUUGGAGACCAAUUAGCUGCUCUAAAAACUGCCUUUUCUAUGCAUUGUCAUGCAGAAUUUUCUGCAGUCUGUGUAACCUCUAAGCCAUGUAACGAUUCGCAGUGGUCUUGGCCUCAGAUUAAGAAUCAUUUAUUGGGAAUUUGGUCUCAUUCCAAUCUAUCCCUUGAUAUUACUCGCUUACAUGAGGAUAUCACAAAUAUCCAGCAUGCAGCUCCCCUAGAUGUAAAUCCAGUGGAAAUUGCUCGAGACAUAUUUACCCAGAUUACACGUACUUUUCCCCUGAGUUCUCUUAUUAACCUCCUUUAUCCUAUAAUUAAUUGUUAUUGGUAUUUUAAUAUUAUUGUGUAUUUGUUGUUUUCCAGUCCUCCUGCGAACUGGCUUACUUUUAUAUCUUUAAAGAUUACAACUAACUUUUAA
This is a messenger RNA of Balaenoptera musculus (blue whale), 2200 nucleotides long. RefSeq lists its product as uncharacterized. The record is from RefSeq and is a predicted model, not a curated record. Bases 932 to 2200 code for a protein of 422 amino acids. Gene Ontology annotation, molecular function: structural molecule activity. The transcript has 4 exons. Lineage: Eukaryota; Metazoa; Chordata; Mammalia; Artiodactyla; Balaenopteridae.